AUGUCUUCUCCAAACACUCGUGCCAAGGGUUCUUCUUCUUCACGAUCUCCUGCUUAUCUUACUAGAGAUGGUGUUGACAACCACACAAUAGAGGUCCGAAGCAAACUCUACCCCUUUGCCCGGCAGAGUUUAGAUGAAAAUGUCCUCCAUUUGUUUGAGAAUACCUUAGUUCUGGGCCCUCACUGGUUUGGCCAUGUUCCUGAGGAAAUGACACUUUUGUUCAAAGGUGACGCUGAAGCUCCUCUGUGCUUUCAGAGUUCUUCUGCCCUGGCUUCUCACACUUGGGUCAGCAAGAAUUUGAAUCACCCUUUUCCCUCCAGUGAAGUGGGCAGACUAGAUUAA
Molecule: messenger RNA, 342 nt
Organism: Prunus armeniaca (apricot)
Lineage: Eukaryota; Viridiplantae; Streptophyta; Magnoliopsida; Rosales; Rosaceae
Source: the annotation of a GenBank genome assembly